Messenger RNA from Prorocentrum cordatum, 1049 nucleotides. The record is from the annotation of a GenBank genome assembly. NCBI's taxonomy places the organism in Eukaryota, Dinophyceae, Prorocentrales, Prorocentraceae.
AGCCAUUUUGGCUCAAGCCGACUGGUUCAAUACUGCGUCUGGCUGAAUUAUUGAAUCUGCCCCUCAGCUUCGGGACCCAGGCGCACGCCGAGGCCCCCCCCUGCGCAGACCAAUGGCAGACGCCCGGCAGGCGGAGCUGACGGGCCUCGUCGAGGCGGCCACGGCCGCACCGUCCGCGCGAGGCCCCUGGCGCGGGCUGCAGCUCGGCGCCGCCACGCUGCUGCUCCUGGGCGUGCUGGCGGGCGCGGCACGCCUGGCGCUCACGGCCUCGGGCGCCGAGGCUCCGCGCCCCCGCGCCCCGCGCGACCUGCUAGAGCUGACCGCGAGCGAGGGGGACACGAGCGCCCUCCUGAGGCUGGACGGCACACAGCAGGCCGUGGUGAACAAGCUCAUCGACCGGCAGGUCGCGCUGGCGCAGACGGGCUCGGCGACGUCGUCCCCCACCAGGUCGGACUUCGAGGAGCUCGGCGGGACGCUGCCGGUCGCGGCAGACAGGGCGCUCAAGAAGCUGGACUCCUCGACCAACAGGAAGCUCACGGGGCCCAGGGUGGGCUACAAGAGUCCCUUCCCCGAGGAUGGAGAGGAUUGCCACUACCCGACGGGGGCCGAGAUCUCCUGCAUCUCGGGGUACCACUGCUGCGACUCGCUGCAGAUAGCAGGCGCGGCUCCGGCGAAGUUGUAUUCCAUCUGUUGCCCGAACGAGGGUGUGGCGAGUCAGUGCGUCGCGAAGAUCUUCUUCGUCUCGUGCGAGGACCCAGGCCCGUACCAGAAGAAGUAGGACGUAGAGGAUGAAAGUUUCAUUGCCCAAAGACGGCAAUGCUCCAGGAGAUGCGAAUAUUUUUACGGCCGCGCCCAGGGCUCUUUUGUGAUUGAGCCAUUGGGGUGAAGCGCAUUUCAUUGUUUCGCCAUUUAUGUAUUGCGGUAGCUCUGUCGGUCUUCGGGCUUUUGAUCGUCGUCUGGAUUAGCUUCCAGCGGCAUGCUGUACAAUGCUUUCCGGAGACUGGCGCGUGGCUCAGGUGCAGCACGCAGAGCCAAGCCCUCGAACAAAA